CAUGUAUUUUUGUCAUCCUUAUCUAAGGAUUAAUUGACUUGUUCAUAUAUUUGGUAAAAUGCGAACUCAUGUGGUGACAUUGAGUAAAACUAAAAUAAUUCCACCUGCAUGAUGUUUAUCAGUAGAGGGUUUUUACUUUUUUAUCUUUGAUCGAUGAUUUGGUGGAUAAUAUAAAUUCGAUAGAUUCCCUGAGUGUGUGGCACAACACUUUGUUGAAAUAACAGGGCUUGGUAGGAAAUGGCCACCUUUUUGCCGGAAGUUUCGUUCGCUCUCCAGGUCACCUUCACUCUUGUGUGUUUGGGCAUCCUCCUACUGUACAAGUUUUUCACAAAGCACUUUGACUACUGGAGCUCAAAGGGCGUCACGUUCAUCAAACCAGUGCCCAUCUUCGGCUCUGUCACCUCAUCUUUCCUCAUCAAAGAGCAUAUCGUGAACAUUGCUCAGAGAUGGUACCAACAGUACGAAGGCCUACCAUUCAUUGGUUACUUCCAGGGCAGAACACCCGCCCUGAUGGUUUUCGAUCCUGAACUGAUCGCCAGGAUCACCGUCAAGGACUUCUCACACUUCACUGACCACGGACUACGAAUCGGAGGAGAUCCUUUACAAGCGAGAAAUAUGUUCCAUUCGACUGGCCAAAGGUGGAAGGAGUUGCGGCUCAAACUCAUUCCGACUUUCACCUCGGGCAAGCUGAAAGGGAUGUUUCCUUUGAUGCUAGAAAGUAGUGAGAUUUUCGAGAAGCAUUUGGACAAAGUGGCGGCCGCCAAGGAAGCGUUCGAUGCUAAGGAGCUUAUUGGGCGAUUUUUCACUGAUAUGGUCGGGUCAACAAUUUUCGGAAUCGACUGUAACACCCUAGAGGAACCACACAAUCAGUUUAGAGUGAUGGGACAGCGGUUGGCGACGCUGAGCAAAACUCAGGCGAUGAAGCUGGCUCUAAUUGCAUACAUGCCAGAAAUUUCUCUGAAACUAAAACUGACAGUGUUGGACAGCGAUCUGAGAGAUUUCUUUUUCAAACUCACAAAAGACUUGGUUGAGAAGAGAAAAAAGACCAACACCGUCCGAAAAGACUUUUUGCAACUGCUGAUCGAGUUGAAAGAAAAGGGAAACGUCGCUAUUGAUGACGAUGACGAGGAUAAGCGUCUCAAAGAAAAUUUCCGCCCUUCUGAAACUGCUUUCAAGUUCGACGACACGGACAUGACUGCUCUAUUGAUCGCAUUCUACUUGGCUGGCUUCGACAAUACCUCAUCAGCAGCCACUUUCGCAUUACUCGAACUUGCUCUAAAUCCAGAAGUGCAAAGAAAAGUGCAGCUUGAGAUAGAUGAAUUUCUAAUGCAGAAUGACGGCAAAGUCACCUACAACGCUCUGAGAGAAAUGAAAUAUUUGGAAUGGGUUCUCUAUGAGAGUAUGAGGAAAUAUCCAGUCGUAGGCAUCCACGGUCGCGUUUGCACAAAAAAAUACACAAUCCCAGGCACUAAAGUAACGCUGGACGAAGGAGUUAUCAUCACCAUACCAAACUACGCCUUGCAAAAUGAUGCCAAGUACUUCCCUGACCCCGAAAGGUUCGACCCUGAAAGAUUCAGCGCUGAUGACGCCCUGCACAAGUACCAAUAUGUUUACACGCCGUUCGGAGAAGGGCCUAGACAGUGCAUAGGUAAUCGUUUUGCCUUGAUUCAAGACAAGCUGGCGCUGCUCUCAUUUUUGCGAAGGUACUCGGUGAAAGUCAACUCGAAAACGCAGCUGCCAGUGAAGCUCAACAUAAAACAAUUCCUGUUGAAUGCGGAAGGAGGAAUUUGGUUGGAUAUGGAACAGAGGGCGAAGGACUGAACAUAACUCUCUACACAUCACAACCUAUAUAUGAAAGAUAAUUCUAAAUAAAUUUAUUAAAAUUGUCUCACUGAAAA
Messenger RNA from Cloeon dipterum, 1898 nucleotides. Its product is annotated as probable cytochrome P450 6a13. The coding region runs from base 238 to 1821 and encodes 527 amino acids. The transcript is spliced from 7 exons. Lineage: Eukaryota; Metazoa; Arthropoda; Insecta; Ephemeroptera; Baetidae. Gene Ontology annotation, molecular function: heme binding; iron ion binding; monooxygenase activity. The record is from RefSeq and is a predicted model, not a curated record.